AUGGCGGAAGGCCAGCUUCCCGUCGGAGACGAUACACUUGACGAGCUGGGGGAUGAGUUCCUCGAAGAUCUCCCCGACGGAGCUCUGCCCGAUCUCCGCGAAAACGCUGCGCCGUCAGCUCCUGUCAGUGCUCAGCCGCUUCCUUCGGGAGAACCUGCGGCGAAGAAGCUAUGCAGUGAGGGGCAAUCCUCGGCUGCUGGUACCUCAGGCACUGCCUCCGCGCUCCUUUCGGCCCCUCCUCCGGUUCCCCGCGCGAGCUCCUCCGGCAGCUCUGCUGCCACGGCCUCUGCGUCUGGUCGUACACCUGCUCCCUCUGCGCCUCGCCCGGCGCCUGCUUCUCGCUCUCGGCCCGUACAGCCGGAACCUGAAACAGACCAUGCUGCUGCUGGCGCGAUCACUGGCCUUGCUCCCCAUGCUCGCUAUCGGAACCUGCGUCGCCAUCGCACGUCGGUCGGCGCGGUUCUGCAUGCUCUGACGCGCAACACGCAGUCAAUGGUGGACGUGAUUUUCCCCGAGGCUUCUUCGGAGGAGGUUCGUGCCGCGGUGCUUACGCGUAUCUCAGCCCUCAUCAACGGUCAGGCUUUUAACGGUGUCAUCCCCUCGUUUGAAUCUGCGGCUGGUGAGGCCUUGCGGCUUCCCCGCCAUACGUAUUCCAGGCAUACCUUCUCUUGGCCCUCUGCUAAUGACGCUAGAAUCUUUCGCAGCCUCUUCCCGGUCACGGUUCGUCUGGCUAACAACCGUGCGAUGGAAGUCAAGGUUUUCUCUGAUCCCAAUCAGGAGUUCACGACGGCUCGUGCCAGGGGCGACACCUACGUGGUCCUCCGCAAUGUUCCGCUGGGGUACUCUCCUGAGCGCAUGCGCAGCACACUUCUUGCGGGAACGACCGAGGCAGGAUUGCCUUGGCUCUUUGACCUUCGCCUGUUUCACCGUCUCAAGGAUCCUUACGACGACUCGGCGUACUCUCAGCUGCUCGGUCUUCCCGUGGCAGCAGAUGGUGAUGCAGGCUUCGACCGUAUCCCUGCGGUCCUUUGGCUUCCGGGCCAGGAGGACCCUGUGCUUCUCAACAUCUCAUCCCACUCCUGCUCCGUAUGCUCCAGCAAUCACCGCGUGUACGAUCACGCGUGCUUCGCUCUCACCCGCCGUGCGCGCCUCCCGAACCGCCACACCAUCUCGGUGGCCCAGCUGCAAUCUGUCAACGGUCGGCUGAUUGGCCAGCAGCCCGCCCCCGCAGCUUUCAAGAAGGACCCAGGCCUUCUCCUGAUUGGGAUCGACCUGGACGUCGAAGUCUGGACGUGCUCCUUGUGCGAGUUCGAGUGUGGCUUGGCCUUGGACAGUGCCAUGCACCACCUCGCCUCCGAUGCUCACCGCAAGCACCUGCAGGACUCGGCUCACCUGCCGGCUGUCAAAGAGAAAUAUGGGGCCUGGAGGGACGAGGAUUCUGCUCCCUCUGCCUCCCGCUUAGACCGCAUCCACAUCUCUAAGGCUCUGGCGGCCCGUCUCCUUGACGCAAGUUAUUACUCAGUUUCCAAGGAUGUGUCGGACCACAAUCUUGUCCCUUCCUGCUCCUUCCAAUGCGACAGUCCUAACAUAGCCCCACGGCCAUGGCGCAUCCCUCUGGCCAUUCUUAAACGUCCGCAGUUGGAGCUCACUGUUAGAUCGGCUUGCCGCUCUCUCCCUACGACUCUCUCCGCGGCAGAUUGGGACCCUUGGAAGCUGGCCCUGUGCAAUCAAUUCAAAUCCUUCGCUGGGCAAGAAAAGAUCCGAGUCCGAAAAACCAUCUCGCACUUGCAGACUCUCACUUCCCAACUUCGGAUUCACCUUGCCGUUAACCCUACCGACUUAGUAGCCAAGGAACGUCUUCGCAUCGCCUCGCUACAGUUUGAACGAUACGAAGCUAGCCGGUCUGCCGAGUUAGCGCUGAAAGCGAAGCUCAAAGUAGAGGGCCCAAGAGAGAUGGGCGUCUCCUCCCUGCUUGUCGGAGUAAACAACAGGAUCAAGGCAUCUUUAAUAGCCUCGCUACAAUCCCCCUCAGGCUCGACUAUCACCGACCUGCCCGGUAUGUCCGCUUUGUGCACGUCCUUUUUCCAGCAGCUGUAUGGCGGCUCUCAGAAGGUGACCCCCGAUCCCUCCUUUUGGUCCCUUGUCCCUCCCUCCCAGCUUUCCCCUGAGGCUCUCUCCCGCCUCUCGCUCCCUUUCUCUCCCACGGAAAUUUCCAAGGCCAUCGCCUCGCUCCCGAAAGGAAAAACCCCGGGGCCGGAUGGUCUUUCAGGAGAGCUGUUCCGAACCUUCCGAACUCUCUUCACUCCCGCUCUGCACUCUCUGUUUCUUGGAACUCAGGACUCUCUCCCCCAGUCUAUGCUACAGGGCCGGACAGUUCUCAUUCCAAAAAAAAGUGACGCCACAUUGGUCGACAACCUACGCCCCAUCACACUUAUGAACACCGAUUAUAAGGUACUGGCGAUUUGCCUGGCUAAUCGCCUUCAACCUCUUUUGCCUUCCCUCAUCAACCACUCACAGACCGCCUUCAUCAAGACCCGUAGGAUUGGGGACACACUUAAUGACACCUUGGACAUCUUCGACUGGGCCACGGCACAGUCAUUACCCCUUCUUGCACUCACUGUCGACAUUCGGAAGGCGUAUGACAUGGUCGACAGAGAUUUCCUCUUCACCUGCCUCUCCCACCUCGGCCUUCCUGCCACCUUCAUCCACUGGGUCAAAUUGAUGCAUUCAGGCACCACUACCCGAAUUUCCGUGAAUAACUUCUGCGGUCCUUCUAUACCUGUCAUCACCGGUGUCAGGCAAGGAUGCCCGCUGGCUCCGUUACAGAAAUUUUCCACCGCUAUACUUCCUGCUUCUUGCCUGGAUUCCCUAUUUCCCGCACCCAACGCCGACUGA
Messenger RNA from Closterium sp. NIES-65, 2895 nucleotides. Lineage: Eukaryota; Viridiplantae; Streptophyta; Zygnematophyceae; Desmidiales; Closteriaceae. The record is from the annotation of a GenBank genome assembly.